UGAAAGAGUUCGCGACUGAAAGCUCCGCGAUGCCGUGGGAUUUACCCGCUGUAGCUGAGCAACUUCUCAGAGACGUCCAAAAGUCGUACGAAGACCAGUCGCAAAUCUCUGAUGACCUACUCAUUGCGCUGAGGUUUGUCUUUGGGUCGUGUGCAGUGCAGGCUUUGGACCUGGUGGACCAGCGCGCCGUCACCUCCGUGUCGUCUCCCAGCGGCCGGCAAGCCUUCCAGGUGACGGGAAGCUCGGGCCAUUUGUACACCUGCUUCACCUCCUGUCACUACUGCUCCUGUCCGGCCUUCGCCUACGCCGUGCUCCACCGGAACGAAGGCCUGCUGUGCAAACACAUCCUGGCUGCCUACCUGUCUCAGGCCAUGGGUGUGAGCCAGCAGGAGAGCGUGUCGGACCAGCAGAUGUCUGCGCUGCUCAGCGGCUCCCUGGCAGAAUGAGGAUCAGCGCUCCUGUCCGACUCCCCCCCCCCCCCCCCACAAAUACACGGGACUUCCUGAAUGAGCGAUGACCCCCAAAGGAAUUCCUGCCUUUUCCAGGGAACUUUCUGCUGCAGAGAGGAAUGGUAUCCGGAAAAAACCUAAACCUGCUCGGUCUGUCUGAGAAACACCAGACGUCCUUUUCGUUUCCUUUGGGAGAGCUGUUGAUCUGCAGCACGGAAAUCUGCAUCUGUUCACGGGAUAUGUACCGUCUUAUUUUUAAGCCCAGUUUGGUUUCGCUCUCGUCUCGGUGACACGACGAGGCUAGCGGAGAACCGCCGAGCUGUGAGAGGGGCUCGGUGAGACUUUGAAAAACAUUUCAAAACCACCACAGAAGUGGGUCGGUUUCUCUCCUGUGUGUCCUGUAAAUACAAAAAAUGGGUGUUCCCCGAACAGUGUGACGGAUUUGUAGUUGUAAAAUUUGACAAAUAAAGACAGGUCUGGGACAAUAUAAACAUCGGCUUUAUUAAACAAAAUUAUUUUACCGUACAUACAGGUUGCAUCAUGUUAAAUAGCGGUGCUUGUUUCCAGCUGCAGCUUUGUCGAGUGAAGGAGUGGUCUCUGUUACGGGGACAGCCGAUCAUCGGCACGGGAGCAGCCGAUCAUCGGCACGGGAGCAGCCGAUUAUCGGCACGGGAACAGCCGAUCAUCGGCACGGGAGCAGCCAAUCAUCGGCACGGGAGCAGCCGAUUAUCGGCACGGGAACAGCCAAUCAUCGGCACGGGAGCAGCCGAUUAUCAGCACGGGAACAGCCAAUCAUCGGCACGGGAACAGCCGAUUAUCGGCCUGACCGCAGUGCAUCAUAUCUACCGAUUAGUGACCGUCCUCCAUCAUACUGACACGUAUGCAUUUUGUGACGGGAAAGGCAGGAAUGUUAAAGGCGGCCAACCUGUUUUCCUUGGAGUCACAGUAAGACGAUAAGUCCAACAUCGAUCACUAGGCGUGGAACAAAAAGCUCAACACCUAUAGUACACACCUCAUUUUACACGUCGAGUGGACAAACACAACACAAGCGUUACAGUGCAGUUACAGUAUAGAUGUCUCCAUUGGAAUGUACUAGAAGAUCGGCACACUCCUGCGAUGUAGCCCUUUGGAAGUUCUGAUGCUCUGUGCAGGACAGGUGGUGGUGCGCCACACAGGAAGUGCGGAAAGGCAAGCGCUGGACUUGCUGUUAAGAACACUUGUGAAACACAAACACGGCAUCUGUCAGCAUCGACAACAGCGAAGCCUACCGAAAGGAAGAGGAACAUGACGUCAGUGCGUUAUUGUUUGUGUUGCUCCUUGGCUGUAGUGAUUGGCUCUCACUAGUAAAGACUCAUUAAUGCUUCGACACGUGCACGGCGACACCGUGCUACGCCAGACCACAUUUGAUCUCUGUUUCGAGAAGUAUCUCUCUUCCCCAUCAUCAAUGGAGAGUGAAGCAAUUUCAAGGGCUUGACCUAACAAUGGUGGUCAACACACACACACACACACACACACUCACACACACACACACAAAUAAAAUCGUUUAUUUUUCUAUACUUGUGAGGACCCCUCAUUAACUACAUUCAUUCCCUAGACCUUAACCCUUACUUUAACCUAAUCCUAACCUUAACCCUUACCUUAACCUUAACCCUUACCUUAACCUAAUCCUAAUUCUAACCUUAACCCUUACCUUAACCUAAUCCUAACCUUAACCCUUACCUUAACCUUAACCUAGUCCCAAUUCUAACCUUAACCCUUACCUUAACCUAAUCCUAAAUCUAACCUUAACCCUUACCUUAACCUAAUUCUAACCUUAACCCAAUCCUAACCUUAACCCUUACCUUAACCUAAUCCUAACUUUAACCUAAUCCUAAUUCUAACCUUAACCCUUACCUUAACCUAGUCCCAAUUCUAACCUUAACCCUUACCUUAACCUAAUCCUAACCUUAACCCAAUCCUAAUUCUAACCUUAACCCUUACCUUAACCUAAUCCUAAUUCUAACCUUAAUCCUACACCCAAAUCCUAACCCUAAAAUAGACCCUUUAAAAUGUGAGGACCGGCCAAAAUAUCCUCAAUUUGAUGGUUAAAAAAUCCGAUUUGUUAAAAUAUAGUUAACAAACACACACACACACACACACACACACACACACACACACACACACACACACUUGGUUUGCUUCAUCGCAGAGCCCGCGUGGCUUGGAUGCAGUGCGUCAUAACUGUUUAACACGCUGCACAUGCAGAGCGGAGCGGAGCGGAGGAAGGGAAGCGGUGCGGAGGAGGAAGCCGCACUUCAGCUGCACACUGAACACUUCAUCCACGUUUCCUGUUUCACUCGCGCUCCGUCAACGUUUACUUUUCUUUGUUGCGUGUUUUUGUUUUGUUUUUUGUUUUUUUCAGUCAGUGCGGUGGGUGAACUUCAGUGGCGUGGCUCGUGUGUCAGGUGGGGGGAGGAGGGGGGAGUUUGGCCGUAUUGUUAGAGCAAAUCAGUGCGGCGUGUGUGACAGCCGUCAUUCCUCCGCGAGAGAGGAGAGAACAGCUCGUGCUGUUGUUGCGCAGCAACAGCACGAGACGGGACCCUCGGCGUGACUGACGGGUGAAAGGAUGUGGGCCAACGGUUUGUCAGCCGCGCUGCGGGGAACGUCCGCAUGUAGGAGGGACGUUCCCGGAAGACCAAACAAAGCCCUCCCGCCGGUGCAGAGGGCGGGGUCAGGGGUCAGCUGCAGGCGCUGCGGGUCGUUUACGUUAAGGGGAAAGGCGUGUAGUGUUGUGAGACACCGUGACGUAAUGGGAGACUACCGCCUCAGCCUCGCGGAUAAGGGAGAGCUGUAGCGUGGACGAGGGGAACC
Lampris incognitus (smalleye Pacific opah) is the source of this 3299-nucleotide messenger RNA. RefSeq names its product zinc finger, SWIM-type containing 7 (gene zswim7). Gene Ontology annotation, molecular function: zinc ion binding. NCBI's taxonomy places the organism in Eukaryota, Metazoa, Chordata, Actinopteri, Lampriformes, Lampridae. The coding region runs from base 30 to 446 and encodes 138 amino acids. Gene Ontology annotation, biological process: double-strand break repair via homologous recombination. The record is from RefSeq and is a predicted model, not a curated record. Gene Ontology annotation, cellular component: Shu complex. The transcript has 5 exons.